CGAGGAGGAAGACGGCUGAACCGGCGUACUCUAGACACUUUAAACAGGCUGAGGUCAGUUUGUCGUUUAUCACUCUUGUGUAUUUCAUGAAGCUGGGGUACAGUGUUGUGCAGGAAUCACUAUAAUCCUUGUCAUUCCUCCUGAGCCUGGUCGGUACUGUUGAAGCAGAAUCUCAAUGGAUUAGCUGGGGCUGCUACUGUGGGUCGUUUACUUGUAUGGAGAGAGUUUUCUGUCUGUCAAGUGGAAGGAAAAAUGAAGACUCUGAUGGUGUUUGAUUUCGACCACACUGUGGUGGAUGCCAACAGUGACACUUGGGUGAUUAGAUGCCUUCCAGGUCAGACUCUUCCUGAUGAAGUGAAGAAUUCCUACAGAAAAGGCCACUGGACUGAGUUCAUGGGAAGAGUCAUGAACCACAUAGGAAACCAGGAGGUCAGUCCUGACAGGGUCCGCAGUGUGAUGGAGACCAUCCCCUUCACACAUGGAAUGAUAGACCUGCUGACAUUCAUAUCAGAAAAUAAAAGCACCAUUGACUGCAUAGUCGUCUCUGAUGCCAACACCAUGUUCAUUGACUGGAUCCUCCACGCAGCGGGACUCCAGGCGGCCGUCGACCAGGUGUUCACCAACCCGGCUAAGUUCAACGAACUCGGGUACAUGGAGGUACAGUGCUACCACUCUCACGACUGCGAGCGAUGCCCCGUCAACCUCUGCAAGAGAAAAGUCCUGGAGCUGUACCUGUUGGAGCAGACUGAUCGAGGUGUGGAGUAUGACCGGGUAUUCUACGUGGGGGACGGUGGGAAUGAUCUCUGCCCGACUUCCUGUCUGAGAGGGCAUGAUGUUGUGAUGCCCAGGAAGGGGUACACCCUGGAGAAACUGCUGGCCCAAGUCAAGAGUCAAGAAGAUAGCGUUUCUUUGAGAGCGAGAGUCAUUGCCUGGAGCAGCGGCACUGAAAUCAUGGAGGAGUUGAAAACGAGUAUGCAGUCGCACCCCGGCCCUAAUGGAGGUCAACACUGAAUGGAUGUCGCAGUUGUAACUUAAAUAUUGCUCUCAUUCCAAAUAUUAAUCCUGCGCUGUAGCGGGCACAUACUGCCCCCUUAGAUUGUUUUAAAAAUGUGUGUAUUAUUAAGAAGGUAUUUAUCAUUUUUAACCACAAUUUUGAUUACAAAUCCUUGAAAAUGGACAA
Thunnus maccoyii (southern bluefin tuna) is the source of this 1180-nucleotide messenger RNA. RefSeq names its product phosphatase, orphan 2 (gene phospho2). Gene Ontology annotation, molecular function: phosphatase activity. The record is from RefSeq and is a predicted model, not a curated record. The transcript is spliced from 4 exons. NCBI's taxonomy places the organism in Eukaryota, Metazoa, Chordata, Actinopteri, Scombriformes, Scombridae. The coding region runs from base 253 to 1011 and encodes 252 amino acids.